Aricia agestis (brown argus) is the source of this 959-nucleotide messenger RNA. RefSeq lists its product as uncharacterized. The record is from RefSeq and is a predicted model, not a curated record. The coding region runs from base 52 to 780 and encodes 242 amino acids. The transcript is spliced from 3 exons. NCBI's taxonomy places the organism in Eukaryota, Metazoa, Arthropoda, Insecta, Lepidoptera, Lycaenidae.
AUAUAACUAUUAUGACUAAAACAUAAUACAUUUUUAUGUUUUCUCCUUACUAUGUCCACGAACACGCGUACGUUUAUUAUAGAAGUGAUCGAAAGGUAUAAGGCACAUCAAUGUUUAUGGAAAAUUCAUCAUCAGGAUUAUCGUGAUAGAGAAAAGAGAGACGAGGCUAUGAAGGAUUUGUUGCAGUUCUUCAAAACAAAGGAUCCAGAGGCCAACUUAGACACAGUCAAAAAGAAGAUAUCUACUCUGAGAAAUUGUUUUAGAAAGGAACAUAACAAGGUUAAGGCAUCAUUAAAAUCUAGUUCAGGGACUGGAGAAAUGCAUAUCCCUAAGCUGUGGUACUACACAGAAAUGUUGUUCUUGGUAGAUGAGUAUGCACCAUUAACACAGUCUGACCAUUCUGUCUUUAUAGAUAUGCAAUUUGAAAAUGGUUCUGAGAUAAGUGACUAUGAAAGUGAAGGUAACAUAUCAACAAAUGAUGAAAUUAAGUUUUCACCGGUUUCACAUAACAGUGUGGAUUCAUCGUCAAGAAUAAAAUCAAAAAGAAAAUCAAAAUCACCAAACGACACUGAUUAUGUUGUUGCAAAAAUAGCCAAGAAACUAGAUGAGCCACCACGGCCCAAACAGCAGUUCGAUUCGUUUGGAGAACACAUUGCAGAAAAGCUAAGAAAUUUACCAAGCUUAAUGGCUACAUAUUGUCAAAAAGUAAUUAAUGAUGCAAUAUUCAUGGCUGAGACUAACAGACUGACUAUAGAUUCACAUAUUGUAAAUAAAGAUUAGUGUUAGUUCAUGAAUCAUGACAAUCAACCACUCACACUAUCUCACCUCACUAGAGCAAUGCCACAGCCAACAUUGUUCUGUAGCAAUGCGGUAUCACAACGAGUUAGCGAGGACAAUUGCUUUGGAAAUAUACUGAUAGUCGUUGCAAAUGAUGCAAAAUGUUAAUAUUGCAUGUCAUA